CUUCACACAGGCUCGAGGUGAGAUGAUGGCGGCUGCGGCGGUGGCCCGAGCGGUGGUGUUGCCCGCGGUGCGGCGGAGGCUCUGCGGUUUCACCGAGAGGCUCCUGGCCGGAGGUGCUGCCAGGCGGUCACUAUAUUUUGGAGGAAACAGAUUGAGAAGUACACAGGCUGCUACACAAGUUGUUCUGAAUGUCCCUGAAACGCGCGUAACCUGUUUGGAGAACGGACUCAGAGUGGCCUCUGAAGACUCUGGGCUCUCAACAUGCACAGUUGGGCUCUGGAUUGAUGCUGGAAGUCGAUAUGAAAAUGAGAAGAAUAAUGGAACAGCUCACUUUCUGGAGCAUAUGGCUUUCAAGGGCACCAAAAAGAGAUCCCAGUUAGAUCUGGAACUUGAGAUUGAAAACAUGGGUGCUCAUCUCAAUGCCUAUACCUCCAGAGAGCAGACUGUAUAUUAUGCCAAAGCAUUCUCUAAAGAUUUGCCAAGAGCUGUGGAAAUUCUUGCUGAUAUAAUACAAAACAGCACAUUGGGAGAAGCAGAGAUUGAACGUGAACGUGGAGUAAUCCUUAGAGAGAUGCAGGAAGUUGAAACCAAUUUACAAGAAGUUGUUUUUGAUUAUCUUCAUGCCACAGCUUAUCAAAAUACUGCACUUGGACGGACAAUUUUGGGACCAACUGAAAAUAUCAAAUCUAUAAAUCGUAAGGACUUAGUGGAUUAUAUAACCACACAUUAUAAGGGGCCAAGAAUAGUACUCGCUGCUGCUGGAGGAGUUUCCCAUGAUGAACUGCUUGAGUUAGCAAAGUUUCAUUUUGGUGACUCUUUGUCCACACACAAAGGAGAAAUACCAGCUCUGCCUCCCUGCAAAUUCACAGGAAGUGAGAUUCGAGUGAGGGAUGACAAGAUGCCUUUGGCACAUCUUGCAAUAGCUGUUGAAGCUGUUGGUUGGGCACAUCCAGAUACAAUCUGUCUCAUGGUUGCAAACACACUGAUUGGCAACUGGGAUCGCUCUUUUGGAGGAGGAAUGAAUUUAUCUAGCAAGCUGGCCCAGCUCACCUGUCAUGGCAACCUCUGCCAUAGCUUCCAGUCUUUCAACACUUCCUACACAGAUACAGGAUUAUGGGGCAUCUAUAUGGUUUGUGAACCAGCCACUGUUGCAGACAUGCUACAUGUUGUUCAAAAAGAAUGGAUGCGACUCUGUACAAGUGUCACUGAAAGUGAAGUUGCACGAGCCAAGAAUCUUCUGAAAACAAACAUGUUGCUGCAACUUGAUGGUUCCACUCCCAUCUGUGAAGAUAUUGGUAGGCAAAUGUUAUGCUAUAAUCGAAGAAUUCCCAUCCCUGAGCUUGAAGCAAGAAUUGAUGCUGUAAAUGCUGAGGUAAUUCGAGAAGUGUGUACCAAAUAUAUUUAUGAUAAGAGUCCAGCUGUUGCUGCUGUCGGUCCCAUUGAGCAGCUACCAGAGUUUAACCAGAUUUGCAGUAACAUGUGCUGGCUUCAUGAUUAAAAUGCUCCUAAUAAACAUAUUUUGAACAUAUAUAUUUAUAAGACCGAGGCCUGCAAGUCCUAAAGAAAAAUGAACAUCUAUACUGGUAAAUAUGAAUGAAAUACUAUCUCAGACUUUGAAAGAAUAAGACCACCACAAUGAAUGGUAGAUCUCUGAGCUCUGAGAAAUUAUACUGGAACAACACACUUUAAGUAUAGUUUUAAGAAUAAAAUUUUGUACAGUA
This is a messenger RNA of Balaenoptera ricei (Rice's whale), 1721 nucleotides long. It is a transcript of the gene PMPCB, whose product is annotated as peptidase, mitochondrial processing subunit beta. Gene Ontology annotation, molecular function: metal ion binding; metalloendopeptidase activity. The coding region runs from base 23 to 1498 and encodes 491 amino acids. The transcript is spliced from 13 exons. Lineage: Eukaryota; Metazoa; Chordata; Mammalia; Artiodactyla; Balaenopteridae. The record is from RefSeq and is a predicted model, not a curated record. Gene Ontology annotation, cellular component: mitochondrion.